AGUGAUAAUCUCCGAGAAACCCACCAAAAACCCUUUUGCAUGAGCUUCAGCUUCACCAUUCGCACCUCUCAAAUUUUCUUACACCAACAAUUGUUGUCGGAGAAAUUUGGUUUGUCUCAAAAGAUUUGAUCUUUUGCACAUUUAAAAUGAGCUCCAAAGAUCCCCACACUGAUUCACUUGAUGCGUUGAAGUUUAAAAUGUCUGCUCGAAAGGAUUCAGAUAAGUUCUUCAUGUCCAUCAGCCAAAGAGAAAAAAAGCCAUUUGAUGUUUUACGUGCUAUGUACGAUGGUUGCAUUGCUGGAGGUGUUGCCGGAGUCGUUGUAGAAACAGCUUUGUACCCCAUUGAUACCAUCAAAACUCGAUUGCAGGUUGCUCGUGGUGGAGGGCAAAUUAUCUUGAAAGGUCUAUAUUCAGGGUUGGCUGGAAAUCUUGCUGGUGUCUUACCAGCAUCUGCGAUUUUUGUUGGUGUGUAUGAACCCACAAAGCAAAAAUUGCUACGGUCCUUUCCUGAGAAUCUCAGUGCCAUAGCUCAUUUUGCUGCAGGUGCUAUUGCAGGAGCUACAUCUUCUCUUGUUCGUGUUCCAACUGAGGUUAUUAAGCAAAGGAUGCAAAUGGGUCAAUUUAAAUCAGCACCAGCUGCUGUGCGUCUUAUCGUUGCCAAUGAGGGUUUUAAAGGUCUUUAUGCGGGAUAUGGGUCUUUCUUAUUGCGAGAUCUACCAUUCGAUGCCAUACAAUUCUGUAUCUAUGAGCAGCUCCGGAUCGGUUAUAAGCUAGCAGCAAAAAGAGACCUAAACGAUCCAGAAAAUGCUAUGCUCGGGGCAUUUGCUGGUGCCAUAACUGGAGCAGUAACAACACCUCUUGAUGUAGUAAAAACAAGACUAAUGGUUCAGGGAUCACAAAACCAUUACAAAGGCAUUUAUGAUUGUGUCAACACAAUAGUUAAAGCAGAAGGAACUCAUGCUCUUUUUAAGGGUAUGGGGCCAAGAGUGUUGUGGAUAGGAAUUGGUGGUUCAAUAUUUUUUGGUGUUCUUGAGAAGACAAAGCAAAUUCUUGCUCAGAGGCAUCCAAAAGCUUAGGCUCACAAUUGAU
Arachis duranensis is the source of this 1089-nucleotide messenger RNA. RefSeq names its product S-adenosylmethionine carrier 1, chloroplastic/mitochondrial. The transcript is spliced from 12 exons. Gene Ontology annotation, biological process: transmembrane transport. NCBI's taxonomy places the organism in Eukaryota, Viridiplantae, Streptophyta, Magnoliopsida, Fabales, Fabaceae. Gene Ontology annotation, molecular function: S-adenosyl-L-methionine transmembrane transporter activity. Bases 147 to 1076 code for a protein of 309 amino acids. The record is from RefSeq and is a predicted model, not a curated record. Gene Ontology annotation, cellular component: mitochondrial inner membrane.